Messenger RNA from Mizuhopecten yessoensis (Yesso scallop), 1829 nucleotides. RefSeq lists its product as uncharacterized. Bases 349 to 990 code for a protein of 213 amino acids. The transcript is spliced from 6 exons. The record is from RefSeq and is a predicted model, not a curated record. Lineage: Eukaryota; Metazoa; Mollusca; Bivalvia; Pectinida; Pectinidae.
GUGUCUAAAGGCGUACCUACAGAAACACGCUAUUAUCUACGAUUCAUUGUCGCAAACCCUGGGACUCUCAAUGAGCACCCAUUGUCUCAUCCACGCUUGCUACAAUGGCACCGGCGUCCAUCUUGAUAACACUUACACCGUUACUAGGUAAUGAACAGAACUCUGCCCCUCAAACAAAAUCUCAGAUAGCCCCAGGUUUAGUGCCGAUCACACACACAGAGCACUUUGGCAAAAUGGCUGUCUAAAAUUCUCAACGUCGUUUUUGGUGCCAAGUCCUUAGCGCUAGACAGUAGACACAUACAUUAUUUCAAGAUUUCGGCAGCCAUGAUAUGAGUACGAAGGGAUGCAAUGGCGACCAUGACUAAGGAAAAGGUUACAUUGACCCCCUACGCGUCACCAUCGUCCACUCCAAGACUGCCGGCGGUCAACUCCCGACUCAUCCGUAGACAGGGAAUUCUAGCCCAGCUGUGCACCCGAUGUGGAGGGUACAGUGGCUCUGACAACGAGUACUGUAUGAAAUGUCGGAGCAGUCAGUGGAAGACCAACCCACUUAUGCGAAAUUAUGACGAUGUCUACAAAGUGUACGCAGAGGAGCAACGAGAGAAGACGAAGAAUAUUCAGGUACUGCGUCAACCCGAAGGGUGGCUGGAAAUCAAUAGACAGAGGACGAAAGAGGAGAGAAAGGAGAAGAAGAAGAGGUACCAGGAGCGACUCAGCAUCCAACAUACAGGUAUAUACUGUGUUGAGUGCCGGCGUUCGGAGAAACAGACCAAUGGAAACCUCUGUCUAAUAUGUGACGCUAAGAGACGACGGCGUGAACUGGAUAAGCGUGAAAAGACAGAUAAGGUGUUCCUGUUCGACGAUAUGACCCCUAGAAGGAAGAAGAAACGCCAGAUCGAUGCCUUAGAGAUCGUCCCUGAAAACACUGUAGCAACUGCAGAGCCAGUGAAAGAGAAGAAGACGGAAGCAGAAGAACCUCUCGCGAGCUAGACAGACAACGCUUACAAUAUAAUGAAGGAACUGUAAUGACAAACACCAGAACGUCGGAAUCAUUUUCCAACUUUGUGAUAAACGUCAUUGGUUCGGUGGUACUCAUUGAUGUAUUCAAAUUUUUCAGACUCUUCAUAUUGUUUACGUUUUCUUUGUCUGUCUACUUCACAUCAUUAUUAAAAUUAAAUCAUCUACUUUUACAAAGAAGUUCAAAAUAAUGACAUAACAUUGCCUGUCUAUAUUAUAUAAAGUUCCGUCAAUAUUUAUAUAGUGUAGAAAAUGCUAUCUUGGACUACACAGAGGUGGCAAGUUUACAAGGAAAGUUCAUUUUGAUAAACAGUGUUUCGUGAAUAAUCAUCAAGCAGUUGAUAUGGCCGUUCUGUUUAUUUUAUUUCUUGGAAUUCAAUAUGAAUUAAGUGCUUAAGACCAUUUCCGUUGAAGGGAAAUAUUUGUUCGGAUGUAUCGACAAACGCGGAAACAUGAAACGUUGGUGGUGAAUGGGUUGUGUCCCUGACCCUGUCAGUGAUAUCGUCAUCUUUCUUGCUUUAUUUGUAAUCAAAUGUUUAAUGUGAUCCUGUCAAGACUGAUUUCCACUUUCUUAUAUGGUGGUUAUUAAUUCAAAUCCAACAUAGAUACAACAUGACAUCAGUGUGCGGUAUCACUAGUCUGGUCAUUCAUAAUUUUGCCUGAAUAAAGAAAAGAAGCUUUUAAAUAUGUGAAGAGAUAUCUCGUUAACCUAACGAGACUCCCGAGAGUUGGAAUAACUGUGAUAGGCAAUGCUGAUAAACUGUGAUAUCAAUAUGUGUAUUCAUAAGUAUAAAUAAAUUUGCUCAUAACUC